Molecule: messenger RNA, 2914 nt
Organism: Nelumbo nucifera (sacred lotus)
Lineage: Eukaryota; Viridiplantae; Streptophyta; Magnoliopsida; Proteales; Nelumbonaceae
Source: RefSeq, a predicted model, not a curated record
AUGUUGCAAAGAGCGGCAAGCAAUGCGUAUUCCUGGUGGUGGGCGAGCCACAUCAGGACAAAGCAGUCGAAAUGGCUCGAGCAAAACCUUCAAGAUAUGGAGGAGAAGGUGAAGGGCGUUCUUAAACUCCUUGAAGAGCAAGGAGACUCUUUUGCCAAGAGGGCAGAAAUGUAUUACAGAAAGAGACCUGAGCUCAUUAACUUUGUAGAAGAAUUUUUUCGGGAAUACAGAGCCUUGGCUGAUAGGUAUGACCAUAUAUGUGGAGAGCUACAAAAUGCCAACAACACCCUUGCAACUGUUUUUCCAGAGCAAGUUCAGUAUGAAAUGGAAGAAGAUGAGGAUAGUGCUUCCGUGAAAACCUCUAAACCAACUAAAUUCCCCAUGAAUACUCAAAAAGAAAGAGACCAAGACCCAAAACCAAAUGUUCCGGAGGUUCCAAAGUUUCCAAAGAAGGAGACAAAGACCCCACCCAAAUUACUCAAAAAGAAAUCUCAAUCCAAGAAAACAAGUACAUUUACUAAUACCACUACAAAUAGUAGUUCUCAGAUGACCAAAGUUCAGGCACUUGAAGAGAUCGAUAAACUCCAAAAAGGAAUCUUGGCCCUACAGACUGAGAAGGAGUUUCUAAUGAGUUCAUAUGAGAACAGUCUUGCCAAGUAUUGGGAAAUAGAGAAACAGAUCACAGAUACACAAGAGCAGGUUUGCAGAUUGCAAGAUGAAUUCGGUGUUGCAGCUGUCAUUGAGGAUGAUGAAGCUCGAACUCUGAUGACUUCAACAGCUUUGAAAUCAUGCCAAGAAACCUUGAAUAGGUUGCAGCAGAAACAUGAGAAAUGUUCUGAGGAGACAAAAGUGGAAUGCCAACGAAUUAACAAUGCCCAUGAGAAGUUAAAGACCCUGAGAUGUCAACUUCUCCGUAAUGAGAUAAAUCAGCAGAUAACUGAAAAAGAAAAAGAAUCAACAGGAUCAAGUCCAAACCAGAACUUGGAACAAGAAGAUGGCAAUCUGAAACAGGAGUCUGUACGUGAUAAGAUCAGGGAACACUUUGAUAUCAACUCUGGUACGUCUCUCACAGUGUCGGAAAUGGCAGAGAAGAUUGAUGAUCUUGUUAAUAAAGUCAUCAGCCUGGAAACUGCAGUUUCAAGUCAGACUGCUUUGGUUCAGAGAUUAAAGUCGGAAACUGAUGAACUUCAGGAUCAUAUCAGAAGAUUGGAAGAAGAUAAAGCUACUCGGAUCAAUGACUCAAACAGUUUGAGAGACAGACUAAGAGAAUUGGAUGCUGAGUUGAGAAGAAUACAGGAUCUCAACAGGAAUGUUGAAGAUCAAAACAACAACCUCCAAACUCACUUUAUUGAAGCACGUUGUAACCUUGAUCAUCUUUCUGAGAGGCUGCAAAAUGUGAAACCUGAUGAGGAGGUUGAGAUGACUAGUUCAUUGCAAGAAGUAGGAAGUCUUCUCGAUGUCCAACCGCCCAAAAAUCUGGAAGAGCAUGAAGGUGUGAGGACUCCUGCUCAUGGUUUGAUGAAUUCAGAGGACAGGACAGGCGUGGAAGGAAAGACAGAUGAGGACAGGACAGAUGUCAAAAAAAAGACAGAGGAGGUUCAGAGUGAUAGUCACCAAGAUAAAGAUGUAAUUCAACCCAAGGAAAACAAUAGUGUUGGUCAUAUUUCAGAAAAAAAUGCUGACAAGAAAGAGGAGGAAACAGUUCAGAAGCUGGAUCCAUUGCAAGCAGAAGAUCAUGAUAUAAAUGUUGAAUCAAAGAAAGAGGCCACUGAGGAAGAUGAUCAACCAAAUUGGAAGGAGUUGUUCUUAAAAGGAUUGGAAGAAAGAGAAAAGACUCUACUGGCAGAAUAUACUACUCUUCUUCAGAAUUAUAGCGAAUUAAAGAAGAAGCUAGCUGAAUUAGAGAAAAAAAAUCGAGAUAGUCAAUAUGAGGUAACAGUGCAACUGAGAGAACUAAAAAGUGAUAAUGCCAUGAAGGAUGAGGAGAUAAGGUCUUUACGUCAAAAAAUAAGCUUUCGACGGAGAGAUUUGUGUGAAGAUAAAAAUGUUGAAGCUGCGGAAAUGACCAAUAAAUCCAUUGUAACCAAAACCUCAGAAACUCAACCUACGGAAGAAGAUGAAAAUGAAGACAUCAAGAUGAUUGUGGUUGAUAAACCUCGCUCUGUUUCAGCCAUUGAAGAAAAGUUCCGUGGGGACAUUGAUGAACUGCUGGAAGAAAACCUAGAUUUCUGGUUGAAGUUCAGUAGUUCAGUCUAUCAGAUACAGAAAUUCCAGACUACAAUCCAAGAUCUAAAGGAUGAGUUGUCAAAAUUGAAGGAAAACAAGAACCAGGAAGGGAAUACAGAUACGUCUCGUAAAUCAGAUGCCCGACCAAUAUACAAACACCUGAGAGAAAUACAAGCAGAACUGACAGUCUGGUUGGAGCAGAAUGCAUUGUUAAAAGAUGAAUUACAGCACAGAUUCACAUCUCUGUGUAACAUACAAGAAGAAAUAUCAAGAGUAGCCAAAGAAUGUUCUGAAAAUGAAGAGGUUGAGUUCACCAGUUACCAGGCUGCCAAGUUCCAUGGAGAGGUUCUGAAUAUGCAACAAGAGAACAAUAAAGUUGCAGAUGAAUUGCAAGCAGGUUUAGAUCGUGUUAGAGGCCUACAGCUUGAAAUAGAGAAGAUUCUGUCGAAUUCUGGUCGUGACUUUGAAUCGUCAGGAGCAAAAAAACUUCAAUUGCAAGUCAAGAACCCAACAAAUCCAUCUGCUAUUCCCUUGCAUUCAUUCAUCUUUGGCGUGAAGCCAAAAAAACAGAAACAGUCAAUAUUUUCAUGCAUGAAUCCAGCAUUGCAUAAACAGUAUAGGAAUCUGAGAGCUGGAUUUCCUAUGUAGAUUGCUUUGAUUUGAGAUUCUUUCUUUCUAGCUCAUUUUA